Molecule: messenger RNA, 396 nt
Organism: Quercus robur (English oak)
Lineage: Eukaryota; Viridiplantae; Streptophyta; Magnoliopsida; Fagales; Fagaceae
Exons: 1
Coding region: 1-396 (131 amino acids)
Source: RefSeq, a predicted model, not a curated record
AUGAAAGAGUUUUACAACUACAAGCACUCAUCCUUACGGAUGGUUAUUGAGUGGUCUUUUGGAGUGCUGAUGGCCCGUUUUCCCAUUCUGAAUUUAAUGCCAAACUUUAAGCCAAUUAGGCAGCAUUGUGUGAUUAUUGUGUGCUGUGCUUUACACAAUUUCAUACGCAUGAACAAUCGAAAUGAUGAAUUGUUCAAAACAUUAGGGGAGAGUGUUGGUGAAGGUAGUGUGACCAAUAGCGAAGGCAAUGGCGAUGCUGGAGCGUCAACAAGUUCAGCGACCCAAAGGCAUGUACUAGAAAUGUCAAGUGCAUCGAAGAGAGCGAUGGGCCAAUUUAGGGAAAAUAUCACUGACACAAUAUGGGAUGAUUAUGUUGCCCGUGGCAAUGUGAGAUGA